Molecule: messenger RNA, 576 nt
Organism: Rotaria sordida
Lineage: Eukaryota; Metazoa; Rotifera; Eurotatoria; Philodinida; Philodinidae
Source: the annotation of a GenBank genome assembly
AUGGGUUGUGGAUCAAGUUUUUCGACUUUACCUUCGAUUAAUAAUAAAACAUCUUCAAAUACAAAAAUAACAACUGAUACUUCAAUUAAUAAAUCAAAUAAAUUAUCUUCAAUAAAUCUUGAACAAAAAUUAUUUCGAAAUAAAAAUCUUGAAGAUAAAUCAUUUCGUGAUAAAAAUCUUGAACCAUUUACACUUAUUUGUCUUGAUGAACAUUUUAAUGAAAAUGAUAAACAACUUCGAUCAAUAAUUGAUUAUGUUUGUUGUUUUAAUGAUUUUAAUGAAUGUGAAGAAUUUAUUACUGAUAUUAAUAAAAAUAAUUUUAUUUUUUUUAUUGUUUCAAAUGAACAUUUUACUAAUAUUAUAUCAUAUAUUCAUGAAUUAUCACAAGUUAUUGCUAUUUAUGUAUAUCAAGACAAUAAACAAGAUAAUUAUAGAAAAGAAAAUAUCGAUAAACAUUGGAUAAAACGAUAUUCAAAGGUAAGAAAGAAAAAUAAACAUGACAUAAUUUUUAUUUUUCUCAAAAAAUUGAUUAACCUUUCGAAUAUAAAAAAUUUUUCUUCAUUUACACGAUUAUAA